AGAAAGACAGAGGGAGGGAGAGAGAGGGAGAGCUCAGCAGUCUCUCAGAUCUUUGCUGUGGCGAGGACACCCAGGAGAGCUGCAUUCCUGAAGCAGCCAGUGAACUGGUGAGACGGCAGAGAAGCGGUGAGAAGGACAGAGACAAGGAAACAGAGAGAAACAUAGGAGUUGCCGCUGACAGAUCUUUUUAAGGUCCAGCCACUGUGUCUGACUCCAGCUGGACUUCACCUCCUCUGACACCCGCUCCCUCCCUUCCACUGGGGCUGAACUUCCUGAUCUCUCGCUCUGUUGCUUGGUGGAAGGAGUUGAAUUCACCUGAGAGAGAAGACAUUUCCCCACCUGAGAGGAAUCAGUUGCACCAUGCAGUGCUGAACUGAGCUGAAUCCAGUCAAACAAUCUUCAUCUUAUCUGCUGACAUCAAGUCUUAUAUGGAACUAAAGGUUUGGGUGGAUGGAGUGGUGCGCGUGGUCUGUGGCCUGUCAGAGGAGACCUCCUGCCAGGAUGUGGUCAUCGCACUGGCUCAGGCAAUUGGUCAGACAGGUCGCUAUGUCCUGAUCCAGAGACUGAGGGACUCAGAGAGGCAACUGUUAGCCAAUGAGAGGCCCCUUGAGUCCCUUGCCAAACUGGGCCAGCACGGCAAUGAUGUCCAGUUCUUUUUGCGCCGCACAGGCCCCAGCAGCAGUGAUGGACCGGGGUCUGGCUCUGGUUCUGUUUCCAGCCAGGACCAGGUCUCCCCUCUUCCCAAACACCUGGAACCAGAACCACUUAAACGCAACCAGCCCAAGAAGUCCUUGACAUUCAACCUAGGGCCCUCAACCUCUCCCAAAACCAAGCCAACAACCCGGAAGUCUCCCCAAGCUUCACCCAUUCAGAGGGCCUCACCCAGCCCUGUUCCUUCCCACCAAGCUCGCUCCCCCUCCCCACACCCUCCCUCUCCCUCUCCACAUUCUGCAUCUCCUCCUGUGGGCCCAUCCAAGGAGGAGGUGUUCCGGCAGGUUCUUCAACAGCAGGAGAGGUUGAGGGCUAUUGAGACCCAGCUAGAGGCCCUGGAGAGAGACUCUCGAUCCUGUAACAGGGCCUCCCCAGCUCCUUCCCCUGUCCCAGAGUCUCGUCUCCAGGAAGAUAUAGAGACUCUAGAACAGGCAGCCAAGAGGAACCAGGCUGAGCUGUCUCAUGAGAUGUUCUGGGAAGAUGAGCUGCAGAUAGAGGUGGAGCUAGAGAGGGGGAUGAGGAGGAGGCUGGCGGAACUCCAUGCCAAGAUGGACGACUGCGGCCGGCGACUCCACAACUUUGCAUCUCGCUCCGCCCAGCUGGAGCAGGAGAUCCAACGGGAGAGCCUGGGUGGCAGCAACCAGGCUAGAAGGUCCAAUAAGGCAGGGGAUGAGGAGUCGCUAGAGGCGAUGAGAGCAGAGCUACAGAGCCAGGACAGGCACAGCAAGGAGCUGGAGGUGGAGAUAACCGAGACAGACAGGGCGCUGGGGAAGGCUCAGUCACUGCUGCAGGAGAAGCAGGAGGAGUUGGAAGACUUAAACAAGGAGUUGAGGCAGUGCAACCUGCAGCAAUUCAUCCAGCAAGCAGGAGUUCUACCGACACACACACACUCACGCACAGACCUCACUGACCAACUGGAUCAACUAGAACUGGCUGACUUGCUACAGGAAGGAUAUAGGAACAGAGGAGUAGAACUGCUCCACAUAGAGUCGCCUCCUCGUCCCACCGCCAAGCAGUUUUUGGGACACCCCCGUAACCUACAGAACCCACUGGUUUCCAGCCUCAACCCAGAGGGUGUGUAUGUGUGACACUACCUGCUGCUACCCGCCUGGUUGCCCUGCCUCGGCUUGACUUUUUUGGGCCUUGCCUGAGCUUCUGUUCUCGUACUCAGGGUGGAGGUCCCUACAUGGAGUCCCUGAACCCCUCCAUGACCCAAAAAGCUUCCCUUAAUACCCCUCCUUUGUCCUUUUCAAAUGCUAUUUGAUUCUAAUGCUCUCUGGUUCUCUGAUCGUUCUGGUUUUCCAUGAUAUUGGUCUAUCGGCAAUUGCUUUUCAACUCUGCUAACAUCUUACCCCGCAUCUCUCCUCUUCUCUUCCACCUUCUCUGUACCUUACUCACUGUCUCCCUCUUGACCACUGCUUGCUCCUUUGUUCUGUCUUUCUCUACCCUGUGCUGUGGACUAACAUUAGCUCUGGCUCCUAUGUCUCCCCUUACUCCAGCUGUACUGUAAGGACUGGUGCAGCUGGGUGGUUCCUGAUAGCCCCCAGUUUAUCCCCCUUCUUCCAGUCAGUCCAGUGACACAGGGUGUCUCUCCACCCUCAGAACAACAGGCCCGUUCUCCACAGACAGCUGUGCCUGAACACAAACCCACUGUUACACUGUCACCAUUAUUUCUGGAAAAAAGAGCGGCCCUCUUUUGAAUGAGAAAUUGAACUAGAAAAAGUAUACGUUUGUACUGCUUACUGACUAUAAGGUUUAAUAACAGAACAUUCUUACUGUUUUGGAAGGUACAGCUUUUUUAUAUUUGUGUCUAAGAGGCCCUUUCUUUCUUUGCUUGGGGGAUUACUUCCAUAUUGCCUUGUAUCUUGGUGAACUAUGACUUCCAAAAUAGAAAUCAAUCAUUGUACAGUUGGUUCUCUUCCAUGGGAGGUCAUAAAUACUUCCAACAUGCAUACUUCCUCUGACUCAAUUCGGUUAGAUAGGCCAAAGUAAAAGUUACUGCUAUUUUCCCUAUCAGUUAUUACUCUUCAGAACAUUGGAUGGAAGGAUGCAUUUCAGAAGUAUUUAAACAGAGCCAACUUUCUGAGAGUGAUGCUGGGUUUCCUCCUAUUUGAUUGAAAUGGGCUUUGUUUGUGUUAGUGCGAGCAAUCUUCUGCUCCAUUCUGUUUGCUGUGGCAUUUUGGCUGUUUCUUUGGCUUUAACUAGGAUAUAGAGGUAACAUGCUUCUGGUGAAAGUUGCCCUUCACCCCAGACAGAAUUACAUGUCCUUUACCCAAUACAUUAGUGGUAAAGUAAUGUAUUAACAUUUCUGAAUCAGGGGUCAAGGCCAAUUUCAACCGACUCCAAGGACAUGUUUUGUAUCUUCAUCUACCAAGCUCUCUUAUGCCUUAACAGGAACAUGUUUUGAGAAGUGUUAUCCAAACCAAAUGAAGGGAGACAUCAUCUCCAUUUAUUUUUGUGUGUCUUGCAGUCGUGACAUCCAGAGAAUCGUCAUGGAGAUAAAACAAGGGACAGCAGGGCCAAGGAGAUGUUGUUAUUUGUCGUCUUAAUGUCUAUUUAACCCUGUCUGUCACUAUGAUUACCACUCAGAUUACCACAUAUACAUACUGUAUAUACCAUAGACAUAUAUUUACACUGCUGAGUAGCUAUAUAUGAAAUGUAAAAUAAUUUAGAAAAAUGUUUACUUAGAGAGAUAUGACUUUGUCUAUGUAUUUAAAUAUAAUAAAAUA
Messenger RNA from Esox lucius (northern pike), 3440 nucleotides. It is a transcript of the gene rassf7a, whose product is annotated as Ras association domain family member 7a. Gene Ontology annotation, biological process: signal transduction. Lineage: Eukaryota; Metazoa; Chordata; Actinopteri; Esociformes; Esocidae. The transcript is spliced from 5 exons. The record is from RefSeq and is a predicted model, not a curated record. Bases 429 to 1799 code for a protein of 456 amino acids.